Messenger RNA from Hevea brasiliensis (rubber tree), 2245 nucleotides. RefSeq lists its product as uncharacterized. The record is from RefSeq and is a predicted model, not a curated record. The transcript is spliced from 8 exons. The coding region runs from base 412 to 1812 and encodes 466 amino acids. Lineage: Eukaryota; Viridiplantae; Streptophyta; Magnoliopsida; Malpighiales; Euphorbiaceae. Gene Ontology annotation, molecular function: protein binding.
AUUGAAUGAAAAAAAAGGAAUAUAUCAAUGGCUCCUCCCUCGAUUUUUUUCACUUCUUGUGUGUCGAGAUACUCAUCUUCCUCUUCCUCCUCCUCACAGUCAUCUCGUCUCUCACAGGCACAGUGACUGACCCCAACAGCAAGAGAGAGAAAGAGAGUGGCGUUUUUGCUCAAGCAAUUGAAUCGAUUUCUCUGCUUUUUAUAUUUCUAUAAUUUAGGGUUUCUCUCCAGUUUGAGGAGUUGAGUGCCUUUCUUUCUUUCUUUCUUUUUUUGUUUUAGGGUUUCAUUAUUUGGAUCGAAUUAUAAUUGAAGGUGGAGAGAGAGAGAGAGAGAGAGAGAGUGAGAGAGAAGGGGGUGUUGAUUUCUUCUCCAUCUCUUGGGUGUGGCGGUUAAAUACAAGUAGCAUAGUGGGAUGGAAGGGAGGAGAAUAUCGGCGAGUCCAAGGCCGUGCUCCGGAAGGAGGAUAUUAGCUAAGAAGAGGCCUUGCACAAAUGGAUUUGUCAACACUGUUAAGAAGUUGCAGAGACGCGAGAUUUCGUCUAAGCGAGAUCGUGCUUUCAGUAUGAGCAAUGCCCAGGAGAGGUUUCGCAAUAUGCGUUUGAUGGAAGAGUAUGAUACUCAUGAUCCCAAGGGCCAUUGUUCGGUAGUGCUGCCCUUUUUGAUGAAGAGAACAAAAGUCAUUGAGAUUGUAGCUGCACGUGAUAUUGUCUUUGCUCUUGCACAUUCUGGUGUUUGUGCAGCUUUUAGUAGAGAGACAAAUCAGAGGAUAUGUUUUUUGAAUGUUAGUCCUGAUGAAGUCAUUCGAAGCUUGUUCUAUAAUAAGAACAAUGAUUCACUCAUCACAGUUUCAGUUUAUGCUUCAGACAACUUUAGCUCCUUAAAGUGCAGAUCAACUAGAAUCGAGUAUAUAAGGAGGGGCAAGCCAGAUGCUGGUUUUGCUCUUUUUGAGUCUGAGUCCUUGAAGUGGCCGGGGUUUGUAGAGUUUGAUGAUGUUAAUGGAAAGGUCCUAACCUACUCUGCCCAAGACAGUGUUUACAAGGUUUUUGACCUUAAAAACUAUACAAUGCUGUACUCUAUAUCAGACAAACAUGUGCAAGAAAUCAAAAUCAGUCCAGGAAUAAUGUUGUUGAUAUUCAAUAGAGCAAGUAGCCAUGUUCCUCUUAAAAUUUUAUCGAUAGAAGAUGGCACAGUUCUAAAAGCCUUCAACCAUCUGCUUCAUCGAAAUAAGAAGGUGGACUUCAUUGAACAAUUUAAUGAAAAGCUCCUUGUUAAGCAGGAAAAUGAGAAUCUUCAGAUCCUUGAUGUUCGAAAUGCAGAGCUAAUGGAAGUUAGCAGGACUGAGUUCAUGACUCCCUCAGCAUUUAUCUUUCUUUAUGAGAACCAGCUGUUCCUAACUUUCAGAAAUAGAACUGUUGCUGUUUGGAAUUUUCGUGGGGAGCUUGUAACUUCAUUUGAGGAUCACUUGUUAUGGCAUCCUGACUGUAAUACAAAUAACAUAUACAUAACAAGCGAUCAGGAUCUUAUUAUUUCUUACUGCAAAGCUGAAUCUGAAGAUCAGUGGAUGGAAGGAAACGCUGGUUCUAUCAAUGUCAGCAAUAUCUUGACAGGAAAGUGCUUAGCCAAAAUAAAUGCUGGCAAUGGCAAUCCCAAAGGUGAUGAGUGCAGUGGCAGUAGGUCAAAGCAGAGUCACUCUCCUAUAAGAAGUACAGUUGCAGAGGCUUUGGAAGACAUAACUGCACUUUUCUAUGAUGAAGAGCGGAAUGAGAUCUACACUGGUAAUAGGCAUGGAUUGGUUCAUGUGUGGUCUAACUGAAAUGGAGCAAGUUCCGUUUGCUCUGAAGAUGAAUCUGCUAUUAAAAGAUAUUCUGACAUUCCUGCAAAUGUUAAUAGACAUAGUCUGGAUCAUGUAUGGCAAAUUCAAGAGCUGGUUUCAUCAUUUCGAUCUAGCUGCAAUGAUUCCUUAAUCAUGGGAUGUUACAUCAUUAUGCCUGCAUUACUUCAGCUGAUUGGUGGGCUUCAGCGCACUCUAUUAUUGAUUUACUUCAGAGUGAAUUGUACCAUUAGAUAUUUUAUCUUCUUGUGUAGCAAAUUGUAGAUCUACUUUUGGGAGUUCGUAGGGUGUCUGAUUGAGAUGCAAGUUAAAUUUGUUUACUUCUUAACAUUUUUCAAGAUUACGUAACAUGUAACAUUCACAUUAGUUUGUAUCGUUUUUGUGUCUGCCAAGUAAAAAAGAUGUUUGCUUAUUA